Molecule: messenger RNA, 1215 nt
Organism: Pyricularia oryzae 70-15
Lineage: Eukaryota; Fungi; Ascomycota; Sordariomycetes; Magnaporthales; Pyriculariaceae
Exons: 1
Coding region: 1-1215 (404 amino acids)
Source: RefSeq, a predicted model, not a curated record
AUGCGUUUCUCAACCAUACUUUCCGGGUGUCUCGUGCCCGCGCUCGCCUUGGUGGGCGCCCUUCCCCAGAGUGCCCCUUCAAAGGAGUGCAUCGCCGAUCCUCUGACGACGGACACGUGGGUGAAGCUCAAGCUGGACGAUGUGAUGGCCAAAGCCGGUGCCAAGGUGACGGUCAAGGAGAACAUGGUUCAGGGCCUUGCCGCAAGCCUUGGUGCGCCCAACUUCUUCUGCGGCCUGGAUAAUUUUUGCAACGCCGGACAGCCAUGCUCGCCGGUCAAGCUUCCCGACUGGUACGUCCUGGUGGCCAUGCAGAACUGGAACAGCUACAUGAACUCGCUCAACACGGCCAUCACCUUCGCAUCCAGCAUCCUGUCCCUGACCCUGCCCGGCAUUUCUACCGAUUUUAUACCAACAGUGGUGGACAACAUCACCCCUUUUAAGAUGAUAGUUUCCAUGAUCGGCUCUGUGAUUAGCGCCGUGCCGAUCGCAGGUCCGGUAAAGGACGGACUCGGCAAGGCCUCCCAGGCCGCCAACUCUCUGCUAAGCCUUUCCAAGCCCCCGAUCCCGGCCGACAAGUUCCUCACCUGGAGCAAUAUUGCCGGCUCCCUCGGCGAGGCCGUCAAGGCGUACCAGUCCUCGCUUACCGGCGCCUUCAGGACAGCUAUCAACGCGCCAUUCGAGGCGCCCAACGGCAUGGGCCCGCUGCUGCUGGGCGGCCAGUUCCUGGGCGUGUCCCAAAACAUCACGCAAGACGACGUGCAGGGCCCCGUCAUCGAGGCCCUUACGCGCUUCGCCGUCAGCCUGGCCCUGCAGUCGCAAAAGGUGUUUGUGAUGCGCAUGACGGGCCUGGCCCAGUGCCCUCCCAACUUUGACACGCCGGACCGCCUGUGCCAGCAGGACGGCGACACCUUCACCACCUUUUCGCUGUCGACGGCCAACGGCGAAACCACCAAGCCGGCCACCGACUUUGCGCAAAAGAUGAACGACAAGUACGGCCUCACCAAGGAUGUUUACCUGCUGGGCGUCGCCAAGUGCUUCGACGACAACGGCCAGAAGCAGCUCGCCAUCCCCUUUGACGACGGCAACCCCAUGCCGCUCGACAAGAACACCCCCUGUCUGUUCAACCUGUUGAUGUGCCCCAUGACCGUCGCCGACACGUUUGGCAGCGAUGGCAUCGCCAACACCUGUCGCAACAAAUAUGGCGUGCCUUUAUGA